UUCCCUUGGAUUUCCUCCAUCGGGGCACUGCUGCUCCUCUCCAAGCUCUCACCCACUCCAGGAUGUCCCUGGGCACCCCCUGCCCACAUCCACCCCGGGAUGCUCCUGGGAAUCCCUUCCCUGUGCCCUCGCCCACCCCAGGGAAUACCCCUGGGCAUCCCCUCCCCGUGCCCUCAUCCACCUCUGGAUGCUCCCAGGCAAUUCCUUCUCCUCGCCCACCCCAGGGACGCUCCUGGGCAUCCCCUCCCUGUGCCACCGCCUGCUCCGGGGUGUUCCUGGGCACUCCAUGCUCCUGCCCUCACCCACUUUUGGGCUGUCCCUGGGCAUCCCCUUCCCGUGCCCUCGCCCACCCCAGGGAUGAUCCAGGCAAUUCCUUCUCCUCACCCACCCCAGGGAUGCCCCACAGCUCCCAGACGUUUAACUCCAGCCCCUCCCGCCCCAUUUCCAGCCUUUGCACCGAAAUCGGACGAAUUUCAGGGUCUUCUCCCCGCGCGCCUUGCCCGUGACGUCACGCUCCCCUCCCCGUGUGACGUCACGGCCCCCCGGUGGCGUCACCGCGGCGCGCGGCGGGGGUGAGCGCUCCCGGAAGGGGCGGGGCCUAAAGCGGCGGCACUUCCGGGAGCGGCGCGGGGCGCAGGGGGAGCAUGAGCUGGAUCCCGUUCAAGAUCGGGCAGCCCAAGAAACAGAUUGUACCCAAGACAGUGGAGAGAGACUUUGAAAGGGAAUAUGGGAAGCUGCAGCAAUUGGAAGAUCAGACCAAAAAACUUCAGAAGGAUAUGAAGAAAAGCACAGAUGCAGAUUUGGCCAUGUCCAAGUCUGCUGUGAAGAUCUCCUCGGACCUGCUGUCCAACCCCCUGUGUGAGCAGGAGCCCGCCUUCCUCGAGAUGGUCACGGCCUUCGACACGGCCAUGAAGAGGAUGGACUCCUUCAACCAGGAGAAGGUGAAUCAGAUCCAAAAGACAGUCGUAGAGCCUUUGAAAAAGUUCAGCAGCGUCUUCCCGAGCCUGAACAUGGCCGUGAAGCGCCGCGAGCAGACGCUCCAGGACUACAAACGCCUGCAAUCCAAGGUGGAAAAAUACGAGGAAAAGGAGAGAACCGGCCCCGUCCUGGCCAAGCUGCACCAGGCCCGGGAGGAGCUGCGCCCGGUGAAGGAGGACUUUGAGGCCAAGAACAAGCAGCUCCUGGAGGAGAUGCCCAAGUUCUACAGCAGCCGCAUCGAUUACUUCAAACCCAGCUUCGAGUCGCUGGUCCGGGCGCAGGUUGUCUACUACACGGAGAUGCACAAGAUUUUUGGGGACCUGACUGCGCAGAUCGACCGGCCCGGGCUGAGCGACGAGCAGAGGGAGCAGGAGAACGACGCCAAGCUCAGCGAGCUCCGCGCGCUCUCCAUCGUGGCCGACGACUGAGGCGAGGAUGGGGAUGGGGAUCCCCCCCUUUGAUCCCAGCUCCCAUCCCAGGGAUGGAUCUGGGGGGCUGGAGCUGCUCCCGUCACCCCACAGCUCUGCGCUCCUGCCCGGGUGAGGGUGAGGAGGCUGCCAGGGUCAGGAUCGUCUUUGUCAAUCCACAAAUGAGUUUUGCCUUAAAUUGGGGGGUGUUGGAGGAGCAGGAUGAAGAUUAGGAUGUGGGGUGCUGGAUUUUCCCAGAUUCCAGCCUCCCUUGGCACCCCCAGCACCCAGAGGGUGAGACCCCCCCCUCCUCCUCCCCCUCAUUUUGUGCCUUAGGAGCCCAGUGCCCCCCCUCAGGGCAGGGCAAAAAUCACUCAAAUCCCAUUUUUUGAGGCCUGGGCAGAGGGCGAUGCUUCCCGUGGCGAGCAUCCAGCCCCCUUUUCCCAGGAAUGGUACAAAGAUCCUCUACCCUAGAGCUGGGGGGUGCCCAGGGAGGGGACAGGGGACCCCAGAGCAGGGAAAAUCCCUAAAGGGAAACAACCCAGCCAGGAGCAAACCUAUGGAAAACCGGGGGGGUUUCAGCCCCUCUUCGGUGUGCGGGGAGGGGGCACAGGGGCUCCGUCGCUUGUCCCCAAUAAAGUUUUUGGCAGCGCA
This is a messenger RNA of Corvus hawaiiensis (hawaiian crow), 2039 nucleotides long. RefSeq names its product bridging integrator 3 (gene BIN3). The coding region runs from base 645 to 1406 and encodes 253 amino acids. Gene Ontology annotation, molecular function: lipid binding; protein binding. Gene Ontology annotation, biological process: plasma membrane tubulation; endocytosis; actin cortical patch localization. The transcript is spliced from 9 exons. NCBI's taxonomy places the organism in Eukaryota, Metazoa, Chordata, Aves, Passeriformes, Corvidae. Gene Ontology annotation, cellular component: actin cortical patch; cytoplasm. The record is from RefSeq and is a predicted model, not a curated record.